UCUUUUUGAAGCAGUAAGCUGAACUGCUGAAACAAAAUCGUGAAAUGGGAGACAAGGACAAACUAAUCUCCGAUGAGCCCAUCGAAGCUGGCAUCGGAUCGGCAUCCUCGAAAAAUGCCAAAAAGCAGGAGCAGAACAUAAGGGGACCCUGGUACUUGGCCAGCGGUUUCCUACUUUUCUGGGCCCUGCUCUUCUUUGCUGUUGUGCAACCGCUCUUCUAUCGUCUGCCCACGGGAUUGACCAUCGAGGAUGCCGGCAAGGGAGUCUUCAUCGCGGAACGAGCACAGAACAAUCUUUACAAUUUGGUCCAAAUUGGAACCAAAGUCGUUGGCAGCGAUGGCAAUGAGAACAAGACGGUCGAAUACCUUUGGAGCCUUGUCAUGGAGAUCAAGGAGAAUGCCCUCGAGGACUACUUCGAUGUUGAAGUGGAUCAUCAGGUGGGCUCGGGAGAGUACAUUCACUGGACCAUGGUCAACAAGUACCAGGGUGUGCAGAACAUUGUCGUAAAGCUCACUCCGAAGAACACCACCAGCGAGAAAUAUGUCCUGGUCAACAGUCACUUUGAUUCCAAGCCGACGAGUCCUUCUGCCGGUGAUGAUGGCGAAAUGGUUGUGACUCUCUUGGAGGUCCUGCGUGUAAUGUCAACCACCAAGCAGACUUUUAAGCACCCCAUCGUCUUUUUGUUCAACGGAGCUGAGGAGAAUCCCCUGGAGGCUUCCCAUUUAUUUAUCACCCAACAUCCGUAUGCCAAGAAAUGCGCUGUGCUUCUUAAUUGCGAUUCCGCUGGCGGUGGUGGUCGCGAGAUUGUCUUCCAGAGUGGACCCAACCAGGCCUGGCUUAUGAAUCAGAUCUAUAAAACCUAUGCCAAACAUCCAUUUGCAAACUCCAUGGCUGAGGAAAUCUUUCAAACGGGCAUCCUGCCGUCUGACACUGAUUUCGGUAUCUUUACUAAAUACGGAAGUAUUGUUGGCCUUGACAUUGCCCAGCUAAUCAAUGGCUACUUCUAUCACACCAAAUACGAUCGCUUCGAGAACAUUCCCCGAGGAUCCAUCCAGAACACGGGUGAAAACCUGCUGAGUCUAGUGCGUGCCUUGUCCAAUUCCACUCAGGUGGAAAAUACAGCGGCCUAUACCUCCGGACACGCCGUAUUCUUUGACGUCCUGGGCCUGUACUUUGUCAGCUACACUGAAAGCAUUGGUGUCACUCUUAACUAUUCCGUGGCCGCCGUGACCCUUAUCCUGAUCUUUGUCUCCGUUUGGCGCACUGCCAGCAUUUCGAAUGUAUCCCUGGGAAACGUACUGUGCUGGUUCAUCCUGAUCCUUAUCGUUCAGAUCAUAGCCUUUGUGCUGGGUCUGGGCCUCCCAGUGGUCGUUGCCUAUCUGUUUGAUAUGUAUGGACUCUCCCUCACCUACUUUAGCACUCCGGCAUUGAUGAUCGGUCUGUAUAUAUGCCCGAGUCUCCUGGGUCUUAGCCUGCCUUCCUACAUCUACCUCAGGCUGAGAAAGAACAGCAAGGUGGCUUUUGCCCAACAGCUCCAGCUGGUUCUCCAUGGGCACGCCGCUGUGCUGGCUAUUCUGGCCAUUGGAAUCACCGUAUACGGUCUGCGAAGUGCCUACGUGAUCACUUGGACUCUGGUGUUCUAUGCCCUUCCCCUGGCUAUUAACCUGCUGACCACUCUGCACGAUCGCGGCUUCUCCUGGACAGGUGUGCUCAAGAUUACCCAGGUCGUUCCUUUCGCAUAUAACAGCUAUUUGAUCUACACCUUCCUGGUGACCCUUGUUCCCAUGAUGGGACGCUUUGGCAGGUCUACCAACCCCGACCUGAUCAUCUCAGCUUUGAACGGUUUGGGAACUAUCCUGGCAAUGGGUUUCUUGAUUCCCCUGGUUAACAUGUUCCGCCGCCCCACAAUGAUCCUAUUCAGCCUAUUGGCCAUUAGUGGUAUAACCAUUUAUGUGGCAUCCUCCACCCAACUGGGUUUCCCAUACCGACCGAAGACCAACGUGGAGCGUGUCCCAUAUCUGCAUGUGCGACGAACCUUUUACGAAUUCGACGGCACAGUCAGCAAGGACGACUCUGGCUACCUGUUCAACUUCCAGGACCGUCGUGGACCCAAUCCCCUCAAGAACACCAGGGUUAACCUGACAGGCUUGGUCAGCGUGGCUGACGACUGUGACAAGUACAUUAUGUGCGGACUUCCCUUCUAUGACCACCGCUGGGUUAAGAGUCGCCUCCAGGCCAUGUGGCUGCUGCGAGCCGAGCCAAUCGUUACGCCUUCGGUUCCCAAGCUGGUGCUGGUGAGCAAAACCCUCCUGGAGGAUAACCACACAAUACAUUUCGAGUUCAGUGCCGAGGCUACGAAUCACGCCAGUAUCUUCUUUCAACCGUAUCCGGAUGUGGCCAUAAAGAACUGGUCCCUGCCGGCCGCCUAUCUUGGCCAGAACAAGGUUAACCACAUCUACUUCACCUAUGGCAAGGACGAUUCAGCACUGACCUUCUGGUUUGAUCUCUACAAAGCAGAUGCUGACUUUGGGGUACCUUCGAUCAUCGUGGGAUUCGCCAACCACUUCAUUGGCGAUUCCGGCGAUGCUUUAAGUCAGGUGUUUACCAAGUCGAUGCCCUCCUAUGCAGCCACCAUUGACUGGCCAGCCUCGUAUCAACAGUUUCUGUUCUAAAUUUCAGCUUGACUUUUGUCUUUCCAGUCAUGAAGGCCUAAUAAAGCGAUUCUUAUCUCAAAAAGCAAUAGAA
Drosophila serrata is the source of this 2745-nucleotide messenger RNA. Its product is annotated as endoplasmic reticulum metallopeptidase 1-like. NCBI's taxonomy places the organism in Eukaryota, Metazoa, Arthropoda, Insecta, Diptera, Drosophilidae. Gene Ontology annotation, biological process: proteolysis. Gene Ontology annotation, molecular function: metalloexopeptidase activity. The record is from RefSeq and is a predicted model, not a curated record.